Molecule: messenger RNA, 5778 nt
Organism: Fundulus heteroclitus (mummichog)
Lineage: Eukaryota; Metazoa; Chordata; Actinopteri; Cyprinodontiformes; Fundulidae
Gene: sema3fa
Product: sema domain, immunoglobulin domain (Ig), short basic domain, secreted, (semaphorin) 3Fa
Exons: 19
Coding region: 367-2739 (790 amino acids)
Biological process (GO): neural crest cell migration; negative chemotaxis; positive regulation of cell migration
Molecular function (GO): chemorepellent activity; semaphorin receptor binding
Source: RefSeq, a predicted model, not a curated record
GCUCCUCUCCACUCCAGACUUGAGCGUCGCUGCGCACGGGUUGAAUCUCCCCUCUGACGAUUGUCUCCAAGAGAAACUCUUUUGUUUUCUGUUUUCUUCACCUUUUCGAGGGUGAAAAUCACGGAAUCUACUGGUGCAAUAAAGUGCUCACUUGAAGUUUUAAGGGGCUCCGUGAAGGUAAUUUAAAUCCAAGCUUUGUUUUGGCUCUGGGAUAAUCGUGCAGGAUCUGCGCCGGAUACGCCUGCCGACAGAGCAGCUUAAACAAUCCGGGUGGAUGGUUUUAAAUGGUGACCAGCAGUAGUGCAAAAAUCUCUGGACGCAUCUAGGAGCUACAGAACGUCUCUUCUGUUAACAAACAGAGGGACAAUGCUGUGGGACAAACUGUCCUGGCUGCUGGCCAUCCUGGCCGUAUCAUCAGGCGGGCUGCCACCUUCCAACGAGCCUCUGUCUGCACCCAGAAUCUUCCUGUCCUUUAAAGAAUUAAGGUCUACCGGCACUGCUCAUCACUUCUCCUUCCUGCUCAACUCAACCGACUAUCGAAUCCUGCGUAUGGACGAGGACCACGAUCGCAUGUAUGUGGGAAGCAAAGAUUACAUUCUGUCUCUGGAUCUGCACGACAUCAACAAGGAGCCCCUCAUUAUCCACUGGCCCGUUGCAUCCCAGAGGAAGACUGAGUGCAUCUUGUCAGGGAAAGACACAAAUGGGGAGUGUGGGAACUUCAUCCGUCUGAUUGAGCCGUGGAACCGGACCCACCUGUACGUGUGUGGAACAGGAGCGUAUAAUCCCAUCUGCACGUACGUGGAUCGAGGACGUAGGUCCCAGGGUUUCAGCAACCUACAGGCACUUCAGUCAGGAGGGAGAACGAGUCGAGCAGCAGACUACAGCUCUACAUCUGAGCCUUUGAGCAAUAAGGAGUACAUUUUCCGUCUGGAACCUGGCAAAGUGGACUCUGGAAAAGGAAAAUGCCCCUAUGAUCCUAAACUUAACAGUGUUUCAGCCCUGAUCAAUGGAGAGCUCUAUGCAGGAGUCUACGUGGAUUUCAUGGGAACAGACUCCGCCAUCUUCCGUACUCUGGGGAAGCAGACAGCCAUGAGGACCGAUCAGUACAACUCCAGAUGGUUAAAUGAUCCAACUUUUGUCCAUGCACACCUGAUCCCAGACAGCGGUGAGAAGAAUGAUGACAAGCUCUACUUCUUCUUCCGCGAGAAAGCCUCUGAGGUGGGCCAGAGUCCCAUGACGCAGUCCAGGAUAGGGCGGAUCUGCCUGAACGAUGACGGUGGACACUGCUGCCUGGUCAACAAAUGGAGCACCUUUCUCAAGGCUCGCCUGAUCUGCUCCGUGCCUGGAGCCGACGGCAUCGAGACGCACUUUGAUGAACUCAGGGAUGUGUAUAUCCAGCCAACUCAAGAUACGAGGAACCCUGUCAUCUAUGGAGUCUUCUCGGUUUCAGGGUCUGUGUUCAAAGGCUCAGCAGUGUGCGUCUACUCCAUGGCCGACAUCCGUAUGGUGUUCAAUGGGCCGUUUGCGCACAAAGAAGGGCCCAACUACCAGUGGGUGGCAUACAGUGGGAAAAUCCCCUACCCUCGACCUGGCACAUGUCCCGGAGGUACUUUCACUCCCAACAUGAAAUCCACAAAGGAUUACCCAGAUGAGGUUAUCAACUUCAUGAGAAACCACCCCACCAUGUACAACGCCGUUUACCCGGUGCACAAGCGCCCCCUGGUGGUCAGAACCAACGUGGACUAUGAGUUCACCACGAUUGCUGUCGACCAAGUGAGAGCUGCAGAUGGGAGCUAUGAGGUGCUCUUCCUGGGAACAGAUCGAGGGACAGUCCAGAAAGUCAUUGUCUUGCCAAGAGACGAUUUGCAGACAGAGGAGUUGGUUCUGGAGGAGGUGGAGGUUUUCAAGGUUCCCACCCCAAUCACCACUAUGAAGAUUUCAUCUAAACGGCAACAGCUAUAUGUAGGAUCUGUGCUGGGUGUGACCCACCUGGCCCUGCACCGCUGUGACGUGUAUGGCGAGGCCUGCGCGGACUGCUGUCUGGCCCGGGACCCGUACUGCGCCUGGGACGGCAAGUCCUGCUCCAGAUACUCAGCCUCACAGAAAAGGCGGAGCCGUCGACAGGACGUAAAGUAUGGCAACCCAAUCCGUCAGUGCAGAGGUUACAACUCAAAUGCAAAUAAGAAUACUCUGGAGACGGUUCAGUACGGGGUAGAGGGCAGCACGACGUUCUUGGAGUGCCAAGCUCGUUCUCCUCAUGUCUCCCUGAAGUGGCACCUGCAGAAGGAAAACAGUGACAGGAGGAAAGAGAUACGCUCCGAGGGUCGCAUCCUGAAAACCGACCAGGGCCUCCUCAUCCGCUCGCUGCAGUCCUCAGACAGCGGCAUCUACCACUGCACGUCCACCGAGAAGAACUUCAAGCACACCCUGGUGAAGCUGCAGCUGGUUGUCCUCUCCAGCCGCACGGUCAACAACGUGCUGGUGGACACGGGCAACACGGCCCUCCCCCAAAUCCAGUCCAGCGCCUGGACCCCGAGCGUGGGGCAGUACAAGGACCUGCUGACCAUCCUCAGCCAGCCGGAGAUGGGGCUGAUCAACCAGUACUGCAAGGACUACUGGCAGCACGGGGACGACAGCCUCGCGGACAGCAAAUCCAAAAGCCUGAAGGAGCUGAAGGAGCAGAAGAAGCCUCGCAACCGCCGGCAUCACGAGGACCAGACCAAUCCGGCAGAGACAUGAAGAGUUUGGAUUUACAGCCUGUCACGUUCAAACAGCACCCUUUGUCUACCUUCUCGUUUCUCCUCACAUCCCUCCAUUAAAGGGCAAUGACUCCAUUCAGCAGACCCCGCGACAGAAAGCAUCAGUUUGUAUGUAACGGUUGGAAGAACAAACACAAUAUUUAUUGUAGGUUGUACAAAGUAAUUCUUUAUACCUAUCUAGAAAACAUGUUUUUGUGAAUAGAUCUGUGCAAAUAUUGUUAUAUUAUUAUUAUUGUUAUUAUAAUUAUUAGUGUUAUUGUUUAUGACAUUGUGUUAUUAUGUUGGGAAUAUCUUUGGUGUUUUUUUUUUGUUUAGCUUUUUUUUUUUUUUUUUUUUUUUAACAGCAACUAUUACCCAGGACUCUUAGGGUAUCCACAUGAGGACUAUAAUGGAAGUAUAAUAAACUUUCCCAUUUUUAGGCAAUCAUUUUGGAUCGACUGGCUGCUGGCAGUAUUCUGUAUCAAAAAAAUCAGAAUUGCAGCAGAAAAGCCUGGCUUUUUUAAAGAGUCUUCUCCAGAACAGUCAUUGCGAAGGUGGACACUUUUGUACUGUAAAUAAAGGAGGAAAAAACGGCAUUUUCGUAACGAUGGAAGGGAUGCCGACGAACUGCCGCUGCGACAGCACGUCACAAACUCCCAGGAACGUCAAUUUUAAGCUCUUUCGCGGCGGGUCGACUGGCCUAAGGUCAAGGUUUCGAACUGCACCGCUCAUAUUCUUCCAUGAUAAGUUGCUGCCAAGUAUUUUCGCUUGUAUGUAAACAUCACAUCUCAGUCCUGUGUUCUCGACAUCUUGUUAUAAGCUGUUUAUUUUUGGGAGAAGGGUUAUUUUAACGAAACAGAAGCUGAAAACAGAACAUUGCUAUCUCUUCUCUUCUCUCUCUCUCUCUCUGUGGAGAUAGGUUAUUCCAGCAGGCAGCUAUAUGUCAGUCUGUGAUUAAAAAUAUAUUAGAGAAAGCACCUUUUGUUGCCAGAAUAGUGAUUUUUUUUUUUUUAAGAAAUCUUAUAGAAAGUUUUGUUUCUAAACAUAUUAAACACCCUAUAAACUGCAAUGCUGUGAAAGAGUAUUCGCCCACUUUGUUUUCACUGUUUUGUCACACAUAAGUAUUUCCAAUCGUUAAGCAAGUUUUAAUACCAGACAAAGACGAAUCGGGUAAAUGCAAAAAGCAUCUUGCAAAUGAUUCAUUUUGUAAAAAGCUAUCCAAACCCACCUGGUAUAUGAUAAAUAAAAUCUGCCUUUCACAUCCAAGAUUUUGACCUACAUUUUGGUUUAAUUGAGCCACAUUUGAGGGGAUCUGAAAAAUGAACAGCCUGUUUGAAGUGAUGCAUCAUCAUCUUAAUCGGGUUGAGGUCCAGACUUUGACUAGGCUACUCUAAAGCUACCUUGUGUUUUUGUAACUGAGCCUUUCAGAGAUGGACUCACUGGUGUGUUUUACACCGUUUUCUGCUGUUGCACAGCUCAAGUGGGCUUGAGAUUAGUUUUUUUUUUUUUUGUUUGUUUUUUUAAGAGUAGAACUAUUAAAUUACAAUUACAGAAGGUUGCCAAGAUCCUAAGGCAGCAAAGUAUCCCCUAGAUCAUCACACAACCAGGUUUUACUGUUUGUAGGAUGUUGUUUUUUGUGAAAUGCUGUUAUUUUAAGUCCAGAUGUGACAGGAUUUUGGCUUGUUUCAGAGGGCCUUUGUGUUCUUCUUGUUCAGCAGUAGUGUUUGCCUUGAAACUCUCCCAAGGAUGACAUUUUUUCCUGGUCUCUUUCCUACCGUUGAAUCAUGAACACUGAUUUUAACUCCAAGUGACGCCUGUAGUGCUCAAUGUUGUUCUGGGUUGUUCUGUGGCCUCCUGGAAAGCGCAUCGAUAUGCUCACGAAGUGAAAUUUGGUAGGUUGGCCACUCCUGGGAAGUUUCUCCUCUAUCCAGAAAGGAAGAAAACACGAGAACAAUGACUCUAACUUUGGCUUGCUGGAGUCCCAAAGUCUUAAAAAUGGCUUUGUAACCCUAUAAAGUUAUCAACGUCUGUUUGUACUUGAUUUUCUUUGAUUCAGGGCACGCUCUGUUGAUUUUUAAGAUAUAUUGGCCUACUUCACAUUGUCAGGUUCUUUUAAAGGGAUUUCUUGAUCCAACAUGUCUGGCAGUAAUUACAGAGUGUAACUAGUAAAACUGAUGAACCCGGUGCAUCCAGAAAAAUGUGGUUAAUCACAGUUAAUUUAUGAUUUAAGAAGGGGGUGAUUAAUUUUUUAACAUAGAGGCAGGUUGGUUUGGAUAGCUGUUUUUUCACUUAAUAAAUCUAAGAAUCAUUUUAAAAAAAAAUGAAUAACUACUCAGACUAUAUUUGUCUUGUGUUAAAAAAUGUUUAAUGUUUGGAAAAAAUGUAAUACUUUUUCACUACACAGUAUAUAUUUUUUUCCAUUCCUGCCAUUUUUAUGUAAAUAUUGGUGAAAAUAACGUAAUCAGUCUCUAUACAAGUGUGCAGAUUUAUAGUGCUGAUGACUGGUGCUGUACUUUAUGUAUCAUCUGGUUAAAAGAGAGCUCCUGCUGCUCUGUUUGUCCUGGUACAGAGCCCUCCUUUAUUACUGGUGCCACAGACUUCACACUAUGGAAACUAUCUAAAUACAGUGAACAUCAUCAUGUUGACUAGCCAAACCUGAAGAAAAAAAUGAAACCACAGUCUUCAGACAGUGAAUUUAAAAUGUGCAUGGCAUGUACAGUGUAUGUAUGUAGUGUUUUGUCGAAGAUGUUGCCGUGGAUGUCUUUAUUGUUGUGGGAAUUCAGAUCCUUUUUUAUUAUUAUUUUGGGAAAUGAUGAAAGGUCAGAAAGGCUGAUUUCAUUUUUGAGUUCUCAUUGUCAGAGGAAGAACACAGAUUUGCAUAUAUUUCUAUAUGAAAAUCUGUUUUCUGAGUAUGACUGGUCUGUGAGGUAAUGUAGAAUAAGCACACUUGGUGGUAAUGUAAUGACUUGUAAAAACUGCUAUCUUUUCUUCCUCAUAAAUGUUGCUAACUAAUAAAUUAAAGCUCUAUAUUUUAUAAUAA